GCCUGAGGGCCAGCUCGGAGGCGGCAGGACCAGGGCACCAGCUCCUUGCUCCCUUCUCAGCCUCCCGCGCUGACACUGCCGGCUCCCAGAGGGACCCCAUUCUUGUUCUGUGAUUAUUUUUUUCCCAGUGAAAGUGUGUUUCAGUGGGACACGGCCACACUGUGAGUAGCCUCUGAUUUGCCCUGGGCUUGCCCAUGCAUGUGAGCAGAAAAAUUCCAACAGGGGAGGUCUCCCCUUUCGUUCUCGAAAUAGCUUGCCAGGAAAAAAAAAAAGAAAAGAAAAACAAAAAAGAGAAGAUUGCCAUCUGUGUUUGAGACACCUAAACCAUGCAAACCACAGAGAAAACAGGCUGUCACAGGUUUAGUUAGGCUAGGAUCCUGGGAGCCCACACCCACCUCAGCCUACAAAAAGCCCAAAGCUUAACCAGUGGUGCAAAGAGCAGCGCCCUGUGCAGCCACGGGAGUGACAGCCGGACCGAUGUCCCUGCAGCCACAGUCCCCGGUUACGGGGCCUUCUUCAAGACUGAGUAGAGACUGGCUGAAGAUGGCAUUUACAAGCAUAGUCACCCACCAGGACCAGACCAGCCUGGAUUAUUAUAAGAAUGACAGCACUGUGAUGUCUCCGGCUGGAAACGUUUUAAACGACACCGACUUCACGUGUGACAAGAGGCAGGUCAGGCAGUUUGCUAGAGCUUUCCUGCCAGUAUUUUUCUGGCUUGUUUUCUCUGUGGGCACGGUGGGAAACGCUUUAGUCGUGCUUGUCUAUUGCAAAUACCGCUUCAGGAAGAGCAUGAUGGAUCGGUACCUGCUGCACUUGGCCAUUGCUGAUCUGCUCCUGCUUUUCACCCUCCCUUUCUGGGCCAAAGCUGCCUCCGAUGGCUGGAUCUUUAAGAGUUUCAUGUGCAAAAUUGUCAACAGCAUGUAUAAGAUCAACUUCUAUGGCUGCACCUUGUUUCUAACGUGCAUCAGUUUUGACAGGUAUGUCACUGUUGUCCAGGCAACAAAAGCUAAAAAUUCUAAGCAAAAAAGGCUCCUGCGGAGCAAAUUCAUGUGCUUGGCCGUCUGGCUGACAUCUGUGAGCCUGUGCAUCCCAGAAAUUGUGUACAGUGAAAGUAGGCGAGUUGGUGACAUAACAGCUUGUAAAAUGACAUACCCACCAACCAUCAACAGGACCUUCAGACUUGCUCUCCUGGCUUUGAAAAUCACAGUAGGAUUCUUCCUCCCACUCCUUGUCAUGGUUAUUUGUUACACCCUUAUCAUCAACACCCUCCUUCAAGCCAAAAGAUGCCAAAAGCAGAAAUCAUUGAAGAUCAUCACCACCAUUAUCACUGCUUUCCUCCUCUCUCAGUUCCCAUAUAACAGUGUUUUGCUGGUCAAAACCAUCAAGAUGUACACCAGCGUCGUGUACAGCUGUCAGGCUGCCGACUGGAUGGACAUCGGGCUGCAGGUCACCCAGAGCAUCGCCUUCCUGCACAGCUGCCUCAACCCCUUCCUCUACGUCUUUGCUGGGGAGCGGUUCAGGAAAGCGCUCUGUAGGAUUAUGCACAACAUCAUCCGCUGCUCAAGCGGGGGCCAAGAGCAAUGCUCCUCUGUGUGCGACAGCCAGGAGCGGAGCUCAAACUGGUCCUUUGCGAUGCUGGGGAGACGACAGGUGAGAAGCUCCCUGACCCUGAGCACCCAUCUGAACUUCUCCAGCAUGCCCCCCUCCUGCCAAGCCCUCAUGUAGGUUAGUACCCCCUGCUCCCAAAACCGGCUCUUGGACACCAUUCAUAUACCCCAAAGACUCUCUCAGAGGAAGGACUCGCCACUCUGUCUCAGGGCUUGAUUUUGCAAGGGGUGGCGCACGCAGGCCUCCCGCCGGUGCCAAGGGGAGCGGAGGACAUUUGGGGCUCCUUGCACGCCCUGCCGGUGCCUUGCAGGACCAAGCCCUGGAUUCUUUUAGCCGAAAGGAAGUGAAACCUUGAGCACGAAGCAACAAAAUGGAACGAUACUAAGUGUAAGCAGAACUGAUAGAGGAUAAAAGCCAUUUUUGUGACAGCUGUAAAUACCCAACCGAUCUGUGGCUUGAACCACAACCUGAAAUAACAAGCCUCUCAGGGAAACGAUGAGCCCAGCUACCACAGCAACAGCCACACAUCAGGCGGGAUGAACCAUUGGUCCCAUCCAUGAUAAAUAUCAGGAAAGAGUUUUGCCCUCAUUUGCUGUUUCAAUCAGGGUCUCGUCCAGAGGUGGUUGGACUCAAAAGCCCUGCCCGUUCCUACACCACUUAUGAAAAAUGCUGAGGUCCUUUGGCUGGGUCUCUUCUAGAAAAGUCUACACUUGAGUCAAGUCGGAGUCACAAUCAGCCCCGUAAUCACCUCAGACCAGUGCUCAGCUGCAUCAUUUAAAAUUCAAAAUAGCCCCUCAAUGCACCAGACUGACUCCAAAUUUCCUCAAAUGUAAGUGAAAACAACCUUUAGCUCUUGUAAUAUUUUAUUCAGUCCCUGAUAGGUGAAUGGUGUUCUGUGUGUGUGUGCAGGCACAAUCAUGUUCUGCUGAACAGAUGGUGCUUGUUGCAAAGGAAAGCUGAUCUUUGAUGUUCAUAAAGUGGUCAUUUUAGAACUAGAUUGAUUUUUUUCUCCAGUUUUAGCUGUUUGAUCUAACAUGAAGCCAGGUACAAUUUAUAUCCUGUGGCACGUAUUUUGGUAUUGGAAUUUUGUGUGCUGUCUGCAUUAGCAAAUCACAUGUCACGGUGAAAAUUCAAUGGGAUCAGAUGCUUUGGAAUUUCUGUCCCGAGGAGAUUUGCUGUAGUGUGGUGAGCAGCCAUAGUAAACCAAAACACCAAAUCCAAACCAAUGACCGAAUGAAUCGCUGGUGAUAAGCUGAUCUUUUUUGCCAAGGUCAGAAAGUAUAGUUAGCCUAGGACCAGUAAGACAGAGAGUAAUUAAAUGUCAAAUCUAACAAUAAGGAAAUUUUGACUGAGACUUUCCUCUUAGAUUAGAGAAGAUGGAGUUUCUUAGCAGUGCUGUGCUGUAAUACCCCCAGCAAUUUCUCUAGGUCUCUGGCAGUGCCAAUAUUCGUGCCAUAACGGCAUGAAUGAUGCGAGGCUGCGAUGGCACCACAUGGUUGUUGCCUGUCUCUGUUCCUGCCUUCAGGAAGCUGCAUUGCCUGCGCUGCCAGACUGGACCCCACAUCUCAGGGACUUCCACUAGUUUUAAUAUACAGGAGGCUUUCAUUUAAAUUACCAAUUUAAUCUUGUUUGGCAUUUGGUAAUUAUUUCCUUUGAGAAGAAAUUAUUUUCAUUGUACAUUAAACAUUAAAGCAUGUUGAUAAACAGCUUUCUACUAGGUUCCACACUCUUUUUUUGCUAAUAUAUUAAAUCUGUGCAGGUGCAUUUAAGGGGCUAUAGUUUCUUAUACCUUUUUUAAGAUUUUUGCUUUUUACAUUUUCCUUAGGGAAGGAAAUGGUAAAAGAUGCAUGUAUUUUUUACUGUAUGUGUAAUAAAGUUUCUUGUUGA
Molecule: messenger RNA, 3495 nt
Organism: Dromaius novaehollandiae (emu)
Lineage: Eukaryota; Metazoa; Chordata; Aves; Casuariiformes; Dromaiidae
Gene: CCR9
Product: C-C motif chemokine receptor 9
Exons: 3
Coding region: 478-1725 (415 amino acids)
Biological process (GO): immune response; G protein-coupled receptor signaling pathway; positive regulation of cytosolic calcium ion concentration
Cellular component (GO): membrane; external side of plasma membrane
Molecular function (GO): scavenger receptor activity; C-C chemokine binding; C-C chemokine receptor activity
Source: RefSeq, a predicted model, not a curated record